AUGGCAAUGCUGCCACACUUAAAGAUUCACAAUAAUUUAGCAACUUACGUGUUUUUUUUCCGUUGAAAAGCAGACUGCAAGGGCAGAAGGCGAUGGAGUAAACUUCCUUGUACGAUCCUCCUGGUGUUCUAAAUAAUUUGCAAAAUGGUUACUAACUUUCUUAAAAAUAUGUUAAGCAAAACUGUCGCUGCAGCUCGUCAUCUAACACAAAAACGAGCAUAUACUUCGUACAAAGAUAUUUCGGUUCCAGAUUUUGAACCAUAUCGCCGCGAAUCUACGAAAAGUUAUUGCAAAAGACCACCCUCCCCAGGCAAUGAAUUCAAACGCAAGUCAUUCACUUACGGAGUUGGAGCAGGUUUGAUAGUCGGUGGCCUCUACCUCACCAAAGGUACUGUCCAUGGUCUUGUGAAAUAUAUGGCUGCAUCUGCUGAUGUCCUUGCAUUAGCCCAAAUCGAGGUAGACCUAACGCAAAUCGCAGAAGGUGUUAACGCCACUUUCAAGUGGAGGGGUAAACCUCUUUUCAUUUUGCAUCGUACUCCAGCAGAAAUUGAACGAGAAAAGGCUGUCCCAGUUUCGUCACUCAGGGACCCAGCCACGGAUGAAGAACGUUGUCAGAGACCAGAAUGGCUUAUUGUAAUUGGAGUUUGCACGCAUUUGGGAUGCGUCCCUAUAGCGCAUGCAGGUGAUUUUGGGGGCUACUAUUGUCCAUGCCAUGGUUCACACUUUGAUGCUGCGGGGAGAGUUCGCAAAGGGCCGGCACCUUUAAAUUUGACUGUCCCAGAAUAUAAAUUUGAUGAAAAUUCCGUUAUUGUUGGUUGAUAUAGACUUUGUAAUUGAUUGUUAAGUCUACUUUUGAUAUUUUAACAAAAUGAAUCAAUUGAAAACUCA
Messenger RNA from Hermetia illucens (black soldier fly), 888 nucleotides. It is a transcript of the gene RFeSP, whose product is annotated as cytochrome b-c1 complex subunit Rieske, mitochondrial. Gene Ontology annotation, molecular function: quinol-cytochrome-c reductase activity; 2 iron, 2 sulfur cluster binding. Lineage: Eukaryota; Metazoa; Arthropoda; Insecta; Diptera; Stratiomyidae. The transcript has 2 exons. The coding region runs from base 145 to 819 and encodes 224 amino acids. The record is from RefSeq and is a predicted model, not a curated record. Gene Ontology annotation, cellular component: membrane. Gene Ontology annotation, biological process: mitochondrial electron transport, ubiquinol to cytochrome c.